GAGAGCUCCGCUGUCUGCUUGGGAGAGUCGCACUGGGAGCGCCAAGGAGCAAACACAGACAGCAAAGAUGACAGUGGAGAGGAUGUUCGACGAGUAUGGACACUUCAAAAGGUUCCAGGCUUGUCUGUAUUUUGCUGCUGUCUUCCAGGCCACAGCAUGUGGAAUCCACUACCUUGCCUCAGUUUUUCUGGUCGAGACUCCAAACUUUGUGUGUAGUGUGCCAGGCAACAUCACCGAUGUCCUGUAUGGUAAUAUAACUGGAUCCAGUCUGGAAAGUGUCUUGCCAGUCAUCAAGCCAGUUGGCGGGCCUUUGGUGGUUCGAACAUCCGAGGGGGAGCAAUGGGAACUCAGCCGGUGUCGCUCCGCCCUGCGCAUCAAUCCCCAGGACUUUACAUACGAUUUUUAUGGCAACAAAACUAUGAAAGACUGCAGUGGGAACUUUGUUUACGACCACACCGAAGUUCAUAAUAGCAUUGUGACAGACUGGGACUUGGUGUGUGAAAAGGAGUGGCUGGCCAAGCUGUGCCAGCCAACUUUCAUGCUUGGAGUGCUGAUUGGAGCACUGCUGUUUGGGGACACUGCUGACAGAAUUGGUCGAGUAAAGAUUCUGAUGAUCACAAGCCUGUGUCAGUUUGCAUUUGGGGUGGCCGUGGCAUUCUCUAUGAACUACUACUAUUUUGUGGUGCUUCGCUUUCUGCUGGCCAUGGUGUCCAGUGGCUACCUGGUUGUUGUGUUUGUGUAUGUGACAGAGUUCACGGGCAGCAAGGUGCGUACAUGGACCGCUAUGCACAUCCAUGCAGCCUUUGCAGUUGGCGUCAUGGUGGUGGCUCUGAUGGGUUACCUGGUCCGAGUCUGGUGGAUCUACCAGAUCAUCCUCUCCAUAUGCACCUCACCCUUUUUGCUGUUUUGCUGGAAGUUCCCAGAGACGCCUUUCUAUUUAAUGGCCAAGGGCCGUUAUCAAGAGACUCAGGCCCUCCUGGACACAAUAGCCCGAUUCAACGGACUUGAGUGCCGACUCAAGGCGGAGGAUCUGCUGGAGCCAAUGAAGACGGAGAAUGGCAAAGCACUGCUAGAGAAGGAGGAAGAGGAGAGGCCCUCACAACCUGAGAAGAAACUAUCCAUCCUGGAUCUGUUUUGUAGCAGGAGGAUGGCAGUCCGUACUUGCACAGUGUGGGCCAUCUGGUUCAUCGGCAGCUUGGGCUACUAUGUCUUCUCUCUAGGUUCAGUGAAUCUGGGAGGAAACCAAUAUGUUAAUCUUUUCCUGGCUGGGGCUGUGGAGCUCCCUUCUUAUCUGGUUGGCUGCUUUGCAAUGGACCGGAUUGGGAGGAAGAAGACAUGUGCUCCGGCUCUGCUUCUGGCCGGGGUUGCUUGUAUGCUCAUCAUCGUGGUUCCUACUGAAAUAGAGUCUCUGGCCAUCGCUCUCAGUAUGAUUGGAAAGUUUGCUGUGGCGAUUGCCUUUGGCCUCAUCUACCUGUACACCUGUGAGCUUUACCCUACUGUCAUCAGAUCCCUGGCAGUAGGUAGCGGCAGCAUGAUGUGUCGUGUUGGCAGUGUUGUGGCUCCUUUCUGCGUCUACCUGGCUGAUGUCUGGGUCUAUCUACCUCAGAUCAUUGUAGGAAUCCUGGCAUUCAUAAUUGGAGUGCUUACUUUGCUCUUACCCGAAACCUUGGGCAAACCUCUCCCCACCACUUUGGAAGAGGCUGAAUCUCUUGGAAGCAACCCCAGAAAGAAGAAUUCAAGCCCUGUCAACAAAGAUGCAGGGGAUGGGAUGGAGCUAAACCAACAUGAAGCUAAAGCCUGAGCUUUCUCGCUGCUGGGAAACCAGGCCAUAAGAGGAAAAGAACUGAAGAAUGAGAGACAAACAACCUAUCAAUAGUUUACUGUACUGGUGAAAAAAAAAAGCUUUCAUCAAAUUAUUGGAGCUAAGGUUUGUUUUUAGUGGACAUUUUUUUUUGCAAACUGACCAACAAUUCAGUACAAAAUGGGGCCCUGAGGACUUUUCACCUCAACAUCUUCUGCUUACCUACAUGGGUCAAUGUUUGAUCAACGAAACAGUAUGAAUGUGUGAAUUUUAAGUACAUAUUCUGAGACCACAGGAAAAUUAAUAAUACUUAAAGGGUCAGAUCAAUUUUAGUAAUGUUCUUGACGCUGAUUUUUAAAGACUACAAUGAUUGGACGGAUAGAGAUGCCUGCAGAAUUAUAUUUAUCGUAAUUAUUUAAGUUAAAACAAAAUAGACUAAUUGCUUUACAAGUAAGUUAUUUGAGAUAUAGUUUAGCCUGUUUGCACUGUGGAAUGUAUCAUAAUAGAACAAGUGCCUUUUUUACUAAUUAAUCUCAGGGCAUUCAGACUACUGUGAACAACUUAAAGUAUUACAGUUUAACAUCAGUUUGACAGCCUCAUUGGGCCUUGAACCCAUAGACGGGUUUACGAGUUGUAUAUGUGGGUAUGUUUUCCAGUUUAAUCUGUUGUUGAGAACUAGUUCAGUUUUUCUCAUGCUUGUAUUCUGUUUGCAAUCUGUAUGCUUGACAUAUUCAAGGAUAUGCACGUCAUUACUGUGUUUGGGAGCCAGGAUAUAAUCUCCAGAUGUUUGGACCAAAUCCAGGAACAAACUGUCGUGUUGAGGUGAUGUGUGGCUUCCUAUAGCCAUAGAGCGCUUUAGGAGGGUAAAUUAUAAAAUUGAAGCAUUGGUGCUCAGAAGUCAGAUCUACAAUCAUCACAAAUGGCUUCAUUGCCUUUGUUUUUAUCAUAAUAGUGGAAUACAUGUAUUACACUGAGAAUAUAUUCUUCCUCAUGCCUACCGUAGAUUUGUUUUUCAAUUUUUUUUAUGUUUCUGCUUUAGGAAACAUAUUUUACAAUGGUAUCGAGAAGAGAAAAUAAAUCUAAAUAAAGACUGUUUCAUAAAUACCACAUCCACAGCUUAUUUGAAUGUCUUCUGCUAGAAAAAAAAGAAGGGACAAAGCUAUUCAGUGAAAUAAUUUUUCUAUGCUCUUUUGUGAUCAUCUUACAUACACUCUUUCCUGGUUGUUGCAGCAGACGAAGUUCAACUGCAGCAGUUGCAGAAAGUUCACUCUCUCUGCAUCACCUUUCACAUGAAGUAAAUCUUUGUAUUCAGCCUCUGAGUGGAAAACUGCACAUGGAUUACCUGAAAAGUCUGUACCAGUGUUUACAUUUGUGUGGAUGGAAAAAUUUAAAGAAGUCUGCUACAGUUGGGGCUUAGAUUUUCCUGCCAAUGAUAACCACUCCUUCUGUCCACUGAUGGAAAUUAGUGCAGUAUACAUAAAUUACACUGUACUGGAACAGGAAACUCAAAAGCAUAAAAACAAGAAAAUGUUUAAUUCCACUAGCCACGCCCAUUCCUUAUUACUGCCAGUUCUGUGGAAUCAGGAAAUUGCUAAAAUAGAACCUGACUGACGACAUGAAACAGGCAAAAAAUAUCUUAAACAGCAAUACUGUUCUUAAAUAAAUUGAAGAACAGUUGUUUGGGACAGCACUUUUCUUUCUCCCUUUUACAUCCUAUUCCAUUAAGCAAGCUGUUUCAAUCCUCUAUAUCAGACUCCAUAUUCAGACUGCUACAGAAAUUGUGUGUUUCAGUGGCCUUUUCAUUAACAGCUUUGGAUUUUUCACUCAAAUCUGAGAAUUUGUAUCUUUACAGCAUUUUACAGGUUCAACACUUUUUUUUUUCUUUUGCACUGGAUCUGACUCAAAGAACAGUAUUAUUUAUUUAUACAUUAAACUCGCAGUCAUAAAAGGUCCCUACAUAAAGUCUAAAGAAUCAGUAUAAAGGUAUGUCUACUAAAAAAAAAAAAAAAAGUUUUAAGAAAGAAAAUAACAGGAAGUGACAUUAUGGUAUAAGUUCUCCCUUCUUUGUGAAAAAGAGACCUGUAUAGAGCUUUGGUAAGAUGAGAUAAGCUGGAGCAGGAUAGCCACAACAACAACAAAAAAUAAUGUUUGCAAAAAUACAUUCUUAGCCAAAAAAGCUCCAAAUUUAAAGGACAUUUAUCUCAAAAGCCUUAAAUGAUAAAAUGAAUUUAUUAUGAACCAGUUUUCCACUGUAGACACAUUGAAAUGGCAUGUAUAGUCUCAUCACUUUGAGAAACAUGAUACACGCUAAACACUGUUUUCCUUCCUGAGAAUUUUAUCUUGAAUGCAAAUGAUUACAAAAUAAUAAAUUAAAUUGAUAUGAAAUAAAACACUUAAAACAUAAAUGCAACAAUACCAAGAAGACAGGUGAUGGAAGUUAUGAGGUGUAGGUUAAGUCUGUAGUUGACAUGUUAGCUUAUGGCUAUGUGGAUUUUAUACUACUUCUACCAGUAGCUAAUGUAAAAUGAUAAAAAAAAAAAAAAAGUUACUGUAAGCUGACUUAAACAGAUAACUCAAGU
Xiphophorus couchianus (Monterrey platyfish) is the source of this 4380-nucleotide messenger RNA. RefSeq names its product solute carrier family 22 member 16 (gene slc22a16). Gene Ontology annotation, biological process: transmembrane transport. The coding region runs from base 68 to 1801 and encodes 577 amino acids. The record is from RefSeq and is a predicted model, not a curated record. Gene Ontology annotation, cellular component: membrane. The transcript has 8 exons. Gene Ontology annotation, molecular function: transmembrane transporter activity. Lineage: Eukaryota; Metazoa; Chordata; Actinopteri; Cyprinodontiformes; Poeciliidae.